AUGGUGUUCAAUGAAGUCAUUUUUACCACGGCUGUCCUAGACAUUGCGUUCUCCUCACCAGCAGUUGCUCACAAGAUCAAGAAUCCAGCUGCUCCUCAGUCCCCGAUCGAUCCACCAUCCCUAGUGUACCGUGUUGACCUUGCUGAUCUCCUCAGCAUGGCCAGUCCAUUCCAAACUUUCCUGAACUACCUGCAAAAGACCAAUGUCAUCGAAACUUUUUAGAGUUAGGCGAACAACACCAAAGCGGGCAUCACCAUCUUCGUCCCUAAGGACUCCGCGUUCGCAUCGCUGAAGAAGAACACCCUUGCCAGACUCACCAAGGACCAGAUCAAGUCCCUGCUCCUGUACCACACGCUCCGCAAGUUCUACUCCCUGCCUGAGCUUAGCAAGCUCAGCAGGCGCAACCUUGUGGCCAUCUUCGCCGGCUCACGGUACACGCUCAACCUCACCGACGACAUUGGCAGUAUCACAGUGAUGUCGGUGAGGUCUAACACGAAGAUGAUCAAUGCCUUGUAUGCGAGAGCUCCAGUUGCGGUGUACGAGGUCGACAAGGUAUUCCUGCCAAUGCAAAUCUUCAAGAGCCAGCCCACGCUGAUGAUGGCCCCUGGUUGGGACUAA
This is a messenger RNA of Setaria italica (foxtail millet), 618 nucleotides long. Its product is annotated as fasciclin-like arabinogalactan protein 7. The record is from RefSeq and is a predicted model, not a curated record. Lineage: Eukaryota; Viridiplantae; Streptophyta; Magnoliopsida; Poales; Poaceae.